AUGGAAUCGGCUAAUCUAAAUAAAGAAAUUGCUAGUUGUGUGAAAGCUGCGGUUCGUGUUCGUCCAUUAUCAAAAAAUGAAGAACAUGAUCUAUGUCAAACAUGUGUUGAUAUACAACGAACAACAAAUGAAAUAAUUCUUGCUAAUAGUACAGCAUUUACAUUUGAUCAUGUAUUUUUACCAGAAACAAUACAAGAAGAUGUUUAUCGUGAAUGUGUUUACGAUAUGAUUGAAGGAUGUUUUCAAGGUUAUAGUGCAUCUAUACUUGCUUAUGGACAAACGGGUUCUGGGAAAACUUUUACUAUGGGUAGUGGAAUUGAAUAUAAUGAUCCGAGUAAAGAAGGUAUUUUACCUCGUGCUAUUAUGCAUAUAUUUCAACGAUGUGCAAGUUAUGAACGUGAAGCUGAAUCAAAAGGUAUUGCUCUAUCAAAAUGUGUUGUUUCAUGUCAAUUUAUUGAAAUUUAUAAUGAAAACAUCUAUGAUUUAUUUAAUAAAGAAAAUAUUGAUUUUCGUUCACAAAAAAAUUCUGAUAAACAUGUUGUAUUUGAAAAUAGUAAUGGUGAAAUAGCUGUUACUAAUAUUACAACACGAUUUGUUACAACUGCACAAGAGACACUGGAUUGUUUAAAAGAAGGCGCUCUGAGUCGAACAACAGCAUCAACACGUAUGAACAGUGUGUCAAGUCGAUCACACGCCAUAUUUACUGUUAAUUUACAAUUUGAACGUGUUGCUUCAUCAGUAUCUACAUCAAAUUCAAAUUUACGUGAACAAUUUCGUGCUAAAAUUCAUUUUGUCGAUUUAGCUGGUUCAGAAAGUUUAAAACGAACAGGUGCAACAGGUCAACGUGCUAAAGAAGGCAUUAGUAUUAAUAGUGGUUUGCUUGUUCUUGGUAAUGUUAUAUCAAUCUUAGGUGAUCCAAUGAAAAAAGGUGCACAUGUACCUUAUCGUGAUUCAAAAUUAACUCGUUUAUUACAAGAUUCAUUAGGUGGAAAUAGUCGAACAUUAAUGAUUGCUUGUAUUUCACCAGUUGAUCGUGAUUUUUCUGAAACAAAAAGUACAUUAAAUUAUGCUCAACGUGCACGUAAUAUACGUAAUCGUGUUAAAGUUAAUCAAGAUAAACAUAGUAGACAAAUAAUACAAUUACAAAUGGAAAUUGAACGAUUACGUGCAUUAGUUGAUAAAAAUGAACGUUUACCAACAGUUGAAUAUGAUCAAGCAAGUAAUAGUGCAUUAAAUCAAGAACUUGAACGUAUACGAUCAUAUAUAUAUACAAUACAACGUUCAAUUAAUGAAACAAAUACUGUAUCACAAAUAUUAAAACAAGAUCUUGAAAUAGUUCGUGGUCAUCGACAAAUAAAUGAUACAACAUUUGAUUAUGAUCAAGCAUUAAAUCAAUGUUUAAUUAGAAGUGAUGAAAUUCAAUCUCGAUUAUCACGUAUGAUUGAUGUUAGUAAUGUACUUCGUAAACGUAGUCCAUUAUCUUGUCGUCGUAAAAGUCGUUUAACAAGUAAGUCAUAUGAUGAAUUUUAGUUCGCUAGUCAUUACAGUAAAACCUCUUGUGCGAAUCGCCUUUUCAGAUGUUAGAAUUAAAAUUUUUUUGCUUUUUGGUUUUUCAUCGUUAAUAUAGUGUUGAAGUAUCUUCUGUCAAAUGCCAUAUAAAUGAGGGCUCUUCGUUGGUAGUUCAUUUAACCCAAAAUCUCGAAAUUCCUUGCAGAAAAACUCGUGCUGCAAUUAUUCUCGGCAUGCAAAAUUCUCCUAAGGAUAAUUUCUGAAAGUGUUGAGAGCAGGAGUCAUACCUCUAACACCGAUGAACACGACCCAUUUUUGACCACUUUAAUUGAAGGAAAAAAAUCCUAAUACAUAUAGGAAAGUUAGUUUUGUAUUUUUCUAAACAUCAAUUUUUGAAUAAAAGAAAACGAAAUUUUCUCUCACAAUGUGCGUCUGAUCAGACUCAAAUUUUUUGUGAGUAUUUUAAUCAAAUUAAGGUAUGUAUUUUCUUCAGAAUGUUGCUCCCACGAAAAUUUAGCAGUCUUUUAACAAUUUGUACUAUUGAAAAAACAUUGGUUCUGUGACGGAACUUUCAGUAUUUUGCUUCUCCUGAGCCCUGCAAAUAAUAUUUUUGAAAGAGAAAGGAAACACACAUCCUGAUUUGAUACUA
Messenger RNA from Rotaria sordida, 2158 nucleotides. The record is from the annotation of a GenBank genome assembly. NCBI's taxonomy places the organism in Eukaryota, Metazoa, Rotifera, Eurotatoria, Philodinida, Philodinidae.